Molecule: messenger RNA, 1185 nt
Organism: Penicillium malachiteum
Lineage: Eukaryota; Fungi; Ascomycota; Eurotiomycetes; Eurotiales; Aspergillaceae
Exons: 4
Coding region: 1-1185 (394 amino acids)
Source: RefSeq, a predicted model, not a curated record
AUGGUGACUUAUAACUCUUCGACCAAGAUCUCCGAUCUUUUGGAGGUUCCUGCGGGUGUUAAUCUCAAAGAUGAUGCCUCUGGUAGAGAUGAUGCCGCCCUUGUGGUUGUAUUUGUGGUCGCCGUCAUUGUUAUGAUCAUUCGAUUUGCUGUUCGACUACGCACAAGUUCUGGAAAGUCAAGAUUGCGACUCGAUGACUGGUUGAUGUUGGCAGCUAUGAUCCCAUUAACUGUCAUCUUUGCUGUUACUUUCGUCGUCACUCACUUGGGUCUGGGAAAACAUGUUUGGAAUACUACAGUCGGUCAUCUCGAGACCAUGGAAAAGUUACUUUACGCCUCAUUAAUCGUCUAUACUUUCCUACUCUGGGAAAUCAAAAUGGCCGUCCUCAGUUUCUACCGUCGCGUCUUCGGCAUGAACUUUUUAAACUACUUGGCGAUUUUCUUUUCGACAGGAUGGUUCGUCGGAAGUUUGAUCGCCCUUUUACUGGCUCCUGCGCCCAUCUCCUACUUCUGGACUGAGUUCAACGAUCAAUUCACCAAUGUUUCAACCGGUCACUACCGAUUCACCUUCUACAACUGGUACAUCGGCAAUGCGGCCACCAACGUUGUUGGCGACUUCCUGGUCUUGAUCGUCCCUAUUCCUAUUGUUUGGAGCUUGAAGAUGCGAACUGCACAGAAGGUCAUGGUCUCCAUGGUUCUGUUCCUGGGUUCUCUUGUCUUCGCGGCUAGUAUUGUCCGUAUCCACUACCUAACCAAGGUUAAAGGCCAAGGCCUUAUCGACGUUACCUGGUCUAUGGCACCCGUCUGUCUGUGGUCUACACUAGAACCCUGUCUAUCCGUGAUCAGUGCCUCCCUCCCAACAAUCCAACCCAUCGUUCAAUGGGCCCUGAAAGUCGAACACAGCAUGUACCUCCGCAAACACAUGCCCAUCAAGCGCACCCGAUCCUCCAUCCUGGGUCUACACAAGAGCGGCGAUAGCAUCGGCACGGAGCGAAGUGGUCGUGGUAGCCCUAUUAAGGCGAUGGAUAAGGAAGAUGAUGUGAUUCGGUUAUUCACACAUGCGGCGCAUGUUGAAGCGGAUCCUACGUCAAAUGAUCGUACGCGCAGGGCUACGAAUAAUUUGGAGGAAUAUUUGGGUACCAACUAUAUUCGCGUGCAACACGAUGUUACUGUUUCAUAUGAAUGA